Messenger RNA from Anoplophora glabripennis (Asian longhorned beetle), 367 nucleotides. RefSeq names its product cuticle protein 12.5-like. Lineage: Eukaryota; Metazoa; Arthropoda; Insecta; Coleoptera; Cerambycidae. The transcript is spliced from 2 exons. Bases 49 to 276 code for a protein of 75 amino acids. The record is from RefSeq and is a predicted model, not a curated record.
GCGAUAUGUAUCAGUUUAUCCCAGCCAACUGAAAUAUCAACUAACAAAAUGUUCAAAUUCUUCGCCAUCGUCUUCGCCGCCGUCUUGGCUCUGGCCGCCGCCUCACCAAAAGCUAAACCAGGCUUCGUAGCCGCUGCCUACAGCGCCCCCCUUGUAGCCCCAGCUGUCGCCCCCGUAGCUUACUCUGCUCCCCUAGCUUACUCCGCCCCAGUAGUUGCCGCCGCUCCUUUGGCCUACUCUGGUCAUAUCAACCCCCUAGGUGUGCAUAUCUACUAAGCUGACUCCGUAGCCGGAUUAGAUUGAUGAAUUUUUGGAUAUUUAUUUUGAAAUUGAAAUUUGAUUUAGGUUAAAUAAAUUGUAUGAUUUA